GCUGGGCGCACUAUGCGUGUGCGCUUCUCCCUACUCGUUCCGCGCCUGGAGGCGGAUCCCCUUCCUUGCACACAAGUCCUUAUAUGCACCGGUUGCACCAGCCUGCGUUACUCCAGCCCCACAAAUAAUUAAUGGGGGAGAGAGCGCCAGAUUCUUUUUUCUCUGGCUUUUUUUUUUCAGCACUCGAGCAUUUGAACCUCACCGAGAAACCCCAAGAUGCAUGCGAUUGAAGGGCCAUUUUGCUGCAGUGCACGAAUCGGACACACAAAAAUAGAGCUUGAUUGCCCACAAUAAGCCCGUCAAGGUUCAGGAACAGCCCUUCUGAUUCUGUCCGAUUAGCCCGCAAAAGCCUGGGCGGAAAGGGUGCGCGCCCCUCCCCCAUCCACGCUGGUGCAGAGGGACCGGGUCAGGAAGCGCGGCCUCUCCCCAGUCGGAGACCACGCCUCCCCGCCUCUCUUUUUUUCCCCCCCUUUACUCCUCCCAGGAAGCGGUGAUAGACAGUUCUGUGUGGUUCUCCACCCCCACCCUCCCCCUGCUGAGUGGAGGAGUUGAUGUGUCUCAUUAUAACAGCGAAUGCAGCCGCCAUCCACGCACAAGCAAAGAAGCAUGUCCCAUUUAAAUACACCCACGCAGCCCCAGCGCCCUUAGCCGAUCGGGGCGCUCAGCCCACACGCGCCGCGGCUCCGGGCUUGGAGAUCCGCGCCGGCUGGGCUCCCGGACCCGGCGGACAGACGCGCGGAGGAGCGGGAUCCGGCGCCGCGGGGCUGUGGUGGGCGGGGGAGGCUGGGCCCCGGGCCUCUGGCGCGACACCCGCAUGAGGACGCGAGUGAAAUAGACCAAGGUGGAAUUUCCAAGGGAGAAGCUUCGGGGUGGUUUUGGUCCAUUUCUCCAGCGAAGAAGUAGACAUGGCGAGCGACUCCCCGGCUCGCAGCCUGGAUGAAAUCGAUCUCUCGGCUCUGAGGGAUCCUGCAGGAAUCUUUGAAUUGGUGGAACUUGUUGGAAAUGGAACAUAUGGGCAAGUUUAUAAGGGUCGUCAUGUCAAAACGGGCCAGCUUGCGGCCAUUAAAGUUAUGGAUGUCACAGGGGAUGAAGAGGAAGAAAUCAAACAAGAAAUUAACAUGUUGAAGAAAUAUUCUCAUCACCGGAAUAUUGCUACAUACUAUGGUGCUUUUAUCAAAAAGAACCCUCCAGGCAUGGAUGACCAACUCUGGUUGGUGAUGGAGUUUUGUGGUGCCGGCUCUGUCACUGACCUGAUCAAGAAUACAAAAGGUAACACGUUGAAAGAAGAGUGGAUCGCAUACAUCUGCAGGGAGAUACUACGGGGGCUGAGUCACCUGCACCAGCAUAAAGUGAUUCAUCGAGAUAUUAAAGGACAGAAUGUCUUGCUGACUGAAAAUGCAGAAGUUAAACUAGUGGACUUUGGAGUCAGUGCCCAGCUUGAUCGAACAGUGGGCAGGAGGAAUACUUUCAUUGGGACUCCCUACUGGAUGGCACCAGAAGUUAUUGCCUGUGAUGAAAACCCAGACGCCACAUAUGACUUCAAGAGUGACUUGUGGUCUCUGGGAAUCACCGCUAUCGAGAUGGCAGAAGGUGCUCCCCCUCUCUGUGACAUGCACCCCAUGAGAGCCCUGUUCCUCAUCCCCCGGAAUCCAGCGCCUCGGCUGAAGUCUAAGAAGUGGUCAAAAAAAUUCCAGUCGUUUAUUGAGAGCUGCUUGGUAAAGAAUCACAGCCAGCGACCAGCGACAGAACAACUGAUGAAGCAUCCAUUUAUACGAGACCAACCUAAUGAGCGACAGGUCCGCAUUCAACUCAAGGACCAUAUUGAUAGAACAAAGAAGAAGCGAGGAGAAAAAGAUGAGACAGAGUAUGAAUACAGUGGAAGUGAGGAAGAAGAAGAGGAGAAUGACUCAGGAGAGCCCAGCUCCAUUCUGAACCUGCCAGGGGAGUCCACGCUGCGGCGGGACUUCCUGAGGCUGCAGCUGGCCAACAAGGAGCGUUCCGAGGCCCUGCGGCGGCAGCAGCUGGAGCAGCAGCAGCGGGAGAACGAGGAACACAAGCGACAGCUGUUGGCCGAGCGCCAGAAGCGCAUCGAGGAGCAGAAGGAGCAGCGGAGGCGGCUGGAGGAGCAACAAAGGCGAGAGAAGGAGCUGCGGAAGCAGCAGGAGAGGGAGCAGCGCCGGCACUACGAGGAGCAGAUGCGCCGGGAGGAGGAGAGGAGGCGCGCGGAGCAUGAGCAGGAAUACAUCAGGCGACAGUUAGAGGAAGAGCAGAGACAGUUAGAGAUCUUGCAGCAGCAGCUACUGCAUGAACAAGCUCUACUUCUGGAAUAUAAGCGCAAACAGUUGGAAGAACAGAGACAAGCAGAGAGACUUCAGAGACAGCUAAAGCAAGAGAGAGACUACUUAGUUUCCCUUCAGCACCAGCGGCAGGAGCAGAGGCCGGUGGAGAAGAAGCCACUGUACCAUUACAAAGAAGGGAUGAGUCCUAGUGAGAAGCCAGCGUGGGCCAAGGAGGUAGAAGAACGGUCAAGGCUCAACCGGCAGAGUUCGCCUGCCAUGCCUCACAAGGUUGCCAACAGGAUAUCUGACCCCAACCUGCCCCCAAGGUCGGAGUCUUUCAGCAUUAGUGGAGUUCAGCCUGCUCGGACGCCCCCUAUGCUCCGACCAGUUGAUCCCCAGAUCCCACAUCUGGUGGCUGUGAAAUCCCAGGGCCCCGCCUUGACCGCCUCCCAGUCAGUGCACGAGCAGCCCACGAAGGGCCUCUCCGGGUUUCAGGAGGCGCUGAGCGUGACCUCUCACCGCGUGGAGAUGCCGCGCCAGAACUCAGAUCCCACCUCUGAAAACCCUCCGCUCCCUACGCGUAUCGAAAAGUUUGACCGAAGCUCUUGGUUACGGCAGGAAGAAGACAUUCCACCAAAGGUGCCUCAAAGAACAACUUCUAUAUCUCCAGCGUUAGCCAGAAAGAAUUCUCCUGGGAAUGGUAGUGCUCUGGGACCCAGACUAGGAUCUCAACCCAUCCGAGCAAGCAACCCUGAUCUCCGGAGAACCGAGCCCAUCCUGGAGAGCCCCUUGCAGAGGACCAGCAGUGGCAGUUCCUCCAGCUCCAGCACCCCCAGCUCCCAGCCCAGCUCCCAGGGAGGCUCCCAGCCUGGAUCGCACGCGGGAUCCAGUGAACGCACCAGAGUUCGAGCCAACAGUAAGUCAGAAGGAUCGCCUGUGCCCCCCCAUGAGCCUGUCAAGGUGAAGCCAGAAGAGUCCAGGGACAUCACCCGGCCUAGUCGACCAGCUAGCUAUAAGAAAGCUAUAGAUGAGGGAGAAAUGGAUCUGACAGCAUUAGCCAAAGAAUUAAGAGAACUGCGGAUUGAAGAAACAAACCGCCCACUGAAGAAGGUGACCGAUUACUCCUCUUCCAGUGAGGAGUCUGAGAGCAGUGAAGAAGAGGAAGAAGAUGGAGAGAGUGAGACCCAUGAUGGGACAGUGGCUGUCAGCGACAUACCCAGACUGAUACCAACAGGAGCUCCGGGGAGCAACGAGCAGUACAAUGUGGGAAUGGUCGGGACGCAUGGGCUGGAGACCUCUCACGUGGACACUUUCAGCAGCAGUAUUUCAAGAGAAGGAACCUUGAUGAUUAGGGAGACAUCUGGAGACAAGAAGCGAUCUGGCCACAGUGACAGCAAUGGCUUUGCCGGCCACAUCAACCUCCCAGACCUGGUGCAGCAGAGCCAUUCUCCGGCUGGGACCCCGACCGAGGGACUGGGGCGUGUCUCUACCCAUUCCCAGGAGAUGGACUCUGGGACUGAGUAUGGCAUGGGGAGCAGCACCAAAGCCUCCUUCACCCCGUUUGUGGACCCCAGAGUGUACCAGACAUCUCCCACUGAUGAAGACGAAGAGGAUGAGGAAUCAUCAGCCACAGCUCUGUUCACUAGCGAACUUCUUAGGCAAGAACAGGCCAAGCUCAAUGAAGCAAGAAAGAUUUCAGUGGUGAACGUCAACCCAACCAACAUUCGGCCUCACAGUGACACACCAGAGAUAAGAAAAUACAAGAAACGGUUCAACUCAGAAAUACUCUGUGCGGCUCUGUGGGGUGUAAACCUUCUGGUGGGAACUGAAAAUGGCCUGAUGCUCUUGGACCGAAGUGGGCAAGGCAAAGUCUAUAAUCUGAUCAACCGGAGGCGAUUUCAGCAGAUGGAUGUGCUAGAGGGACUGAAUGUGCUUGUGACAAUUUCAGGAAAGAAGAAUAAGCUACGGGUGUACUAUCUUUCAUGGUUAAGAAACAGAAUACUACAUAAUGACCCAGAAGUGGAAAAGAAACAAGGCUGGAUCACUGUUGGGGACUUGGAAGGCUGUAUACAUUACAAAGUUGUUAAAUAUGAAAGGAUCAAAUUUUUGGUGAUUGCCUUAAAGAAUGCUGUGGAGAUAUACGCUUGGGCUCCUAAACCGUAUCAUAAGUUUAUGGCAUUUAAGUCUUUUGCAGAUCUCCAGCACAAGCCUCUGCUAGUUGAUCUCACAGUAGAAGAAGGUCAAAGAUUAAAGGUUAUUUUUGGUUCACACACUGGUUUCCAUGUAAUUGAUGUUGAUUCAGGAAACUCUUAUGAUAUCUACAUACCAUCUCAUAUUCAGGGCAAUAUCACUCCUCAUGCUAUUGUCAUCUUGCCUAAAACAGAUGGAAUGGAAAUGCUUGUUUGCUAUGAGGAUGAGGGGGUGUAUGUGAACACCUAUGGCCGGAUAACUAAGGAUGUGGUGCUCCAGUGGGGAGAAAUGCCCACGUCUGUGGCCUACAUUCAUUCCAAUCAGAUAAUGGGCUGGGGCGAGAAAGCUAUUGAGAUCCGGUCAGUGGAAACAGGACAUUUGGAUGGAGUAUUUAUGCAUAAGCGAGCUCAAAGGUUAAAGUUUCUAUGUGAAAGAAAUGAUAAGGUAUUUUUUGCAUCCGUGCGAUCUGGAGGAAGUAGCCAAGUGUUUUUCAUGACCCUCAACAGAAAUUCCAUGAUGAACUGGUAACAGAAGAGCACUUGGCACUUAUCUUCAUGGCGUUAUUUCUAAUUUAAAAGAACAUAACUCAUGUGGACUUAUGCCAGUCUAGAGGCAGAAUCAGAAGGCUUGGUUGAACAUAUCGCUUUCCCCUUUUCCUCUCCCUCCACCCGUCCCAGCACAGUCCAUCUUUCAAUGUUGCAGCCUGGUUGAGAAGGAGAGAAAAAGGUGGCAGGAAUUUCCAGGAGAUUCCCAAGAAUGCUGCCUUGUCUGUGGACAGAGAUGGACCAUGUGCCCUUCGGAGUUAGGGAUAAAAACAAAUAUUGUGUGCUCUUAUGAUUAAGCUGUGUUAUAGUGGGGUUUUGAGGUUUUGUUUUUUUUUUCUUUUUUUACCUUUUUUCUUUAUACCCUCUUACUCUGUAAGAAUGGGGAGAGAAUGCAUACUGAGAAAAUGAGUCUGUUUUUAAUUCCGUCUGCCUGCUAGCUUUAAGUAUACGGUAUGUUGUAAAAUUUCCAAUUUCCAGUGGUGAGAGACAGCACAAUAAAUGUACCUUAUCUCCUUACGCUGAAGGUCAAAACUGCAUAGUGGGGUAAUUUAAGGACGCUCUUGCCUUCACCAACCCAAAAGGUUGCUUUUUGAUGGCAACUGGCUAAUGAAUUUUUAAGAGAAGAAAGAUACUAGUUUUCCCCUCUUUUGGGAAAUAGCUUUUAAAUGGCUAAACUACUAGCCUUAGUCUAAUAAAAUCGACUACCACUUUUGUGAGUCUGACAGGCCGUAUUUUUAUAUGGCCCUUUAUGGAAUGGAUUGUGUUGAAUGGGAUAGUACUGCCAUCGCGUUGAGCUGGCCUAGCGAUUGAGGGACUGUGUAACACAACUUUCCCUCGGCUACUGUGCAGCAGAUCGGGGCAAAAGAUGGGAAGACAGAUGGGGUCAGACAGAAGGACCUCCUGGGAAAUAAGCAUAUGUAUUCCACUUUCAAAUGCACAAGGCCUCCGCUGGGUUUCGGCUUCAUUAGGACUGAGAUUUUUGUUGAGCUCUUUCUGGGAAUUUGGGCAUGAACGACAUCCAGGCUCUGGACAUUCCCAGCUCUCUCCGGAGGGUGCCACUUUCUCAAGAUGAAAACUGUGACUGAAAAAAAAAAUUAAUAAUAAAUGUUUCUGAGCUGCCUGUGUUCUCCCUGGGUGGGUGAGAGAAGGGACUAGACUCCUAAGCCUGCCUCAGAUACAGGAGGCAUCACUGGCUCAGAUUUUAAAGAACUUGAAAGCAAGGCUUUGGCCAAAAUUCUGAGACCCCAAUCACUUUACCUUCCUCCAAAUUACCCAACAUACGGUAAACAACAUUUGUGUAGAGAUAUGUAUGUAUUUAGUUCAGGUUGACUUGUGUCCUUAUAAACUCUUACUCGAAUGAUUUGAACUUUUACGUGACUGUCUGGAAUUUUUUUCCAAAGCUACAAGCAUGGCCGCCUGUGGUACCGAGGUGUUGCAAAACGAUAUCUGUGUUGCGCUUCCUGUUUUAACCUACCUCGUUUUGUUUGUUUUUGUUUCACUGUCCAUCACAGCAGUGUUAUCUCCAGGAGACAUAUAGAGAGCUCAACUGGCAAUCUCAGGUAUAUUCCAUAUUUUUAAAACCAAACAGUAGUUGAACAAAUUAUCCUCUUAAAAAAAUUUGGGAGAAAAAAUUUAAUGACAAAAACCGAUGUGGCUUAUUUCUAGAGAAAACGAUUAUUGUAAUUGGAUCCAAGAAAAAGAACACCUAUGAUCCUAUUGAUUUUGCCUAAAUACAUGAGCAGCUGAUGUACUAUUAAUGAGAACGUAAUACCCAUUACAAAAAUGGAGCCAUUUCAAUCUAGUGGUUUGGGCAAGGAGGGGAAGAGACGGGGAAAGAUUUUGGUUUCUGAGGUAGAUCAUUAUGCCCCUCCUGGAAAGGUAGUUGUCGUUUGCACUUAUUUUAAGCAGGUAACACCCAGGAAUGUCACUGAGGAUUAUCUUCAAGCAAUCACCAAGAUCUCCUCAUUAUGGUCCCAUUAGCUCUCAAAGCAAUGAAAUCCUCCCGUUCUCAUUUUUACUGCUAUUGUUCUGCUCCGAACAACACUUUCUUCACAAAUUCCAUGCAAAAAAUUCAGCAAUUACUUUUUGGAUUGAAUAUAGCAACUACUGUAAUUGGAUGCUGAAGUGGACAAAAUAUAUUGAUUUGGGUUUGGUCCCCGAAUGUGAUUGCCCCCAGCUCUUUAUAUUGCUGCUGUGGUAUUUUAAACCAGAAGCUUCUUUAAAUUAUGUUGCAAACUGAUCUUUGUUUUUAUGUUUUGUUUUGUUUUUAUUUCUAAGUGAUAAGUCUGAAACACACAGCUUUAAAUGAUUUUUUUAUUGUGGGAUUUUGGGUACAGUUAAGAAAUAAAAGGGAAUCAUUGUGUUUCAACAUAAGGUAGUUUGUGAAUGUAUUUUUUAAAAUCUAGAUUCAUUGAAACAAAAAAAAUCAUAAGAAAACAAUAUUAAUGCAGUCUUGUUUACAGUAUGUACAGUGACAUAACAUAGAACAUGAGCUUUUCUGGUGCCAACAACAAUAAAACACAGACGUUAAACAUCAAGCUAUGCCUUUUAUAUUUUUGUACAAAUAUUUUACACUGAAUACAAGGCAAAACCAAUAUUUAAAAGGGCCCCCCCAAAAUCAUUGCUUCUUAAAAUGCAUUUUAAAAAUUCCUUGAAGCUUUUAUCUUCAAAAAUACACUUUUCUCCAGCAGGACAGACCUAGCCCUGACACAAGGAGGCCUAAGUCAUACAAAAUAUAUCAGAAUGGUGUCCUUGUGGUUUAUACAAUUCCAAACUUUUUGGUUUGCUUUAAUUACUUUUUGGGGGGAAGGUUGCUUUUCAUCUAUUUUAUAGUAUCUCCAUAAAAAAUAUCUUUAGUUUUUAUCUUUUUAUAGGUGAUUUUAUCUCUGAAAAUUGGCUCAUUUUAUUAUUAUUUUUCCUACAAAGAGAAACUGGAGAAACUGAGCCCUCCCCCCAAAUAAGUUUCACUAGAUCUGCCAGUUCUUACUGCUCUAAAUUGGUCACCAUCCAGUCAAAUCCACUGAGCCUGUUCACACUGUAGAUUUGGUCUGGAGUCUGGCAGGUGACCAUCAUCCCUGGGUGCCAGAUGUUGCAGCAUGGAUUCCUGCAUCUAGUCAGUGGUAGGAAUGGAUGACCAAUAAGGUUCCUUCGAAUAAUGAGUCUUCCCCCUGCCAGUUCCAGUCAGACCAUUGUCAUAGCAAGCACGCAGUGCCCAAAGAAGACAGCAUGCACCAAGUUCCACAUAAAAUCUAAUGGCUCUAUUUAGAUAGGUAUCAUUAUUUUUCUUGGAGACUUCUAAACAAUGCUUCAAGAAGACCUAGAACUAUUAUUUAUUCAACAGGGUAGAUAAGAUAUGGAUAAAAUCUCACAAGGCCACUUGGACAGGUUCUCCAUUUUUCUAACACUUUGACAUUGUUUUUCUAAGGCACUCCUAACAUAACUUGCAUCAAGUACACAUUUUUUAAAAAACGUCUUAAUUCCCGGUUGUCGAAACCUACUAACAAUUUUUUGUCUGCUCUUGUGACUCAUUGGCAAUUGCUGUCUCUGGUCCCUCCUGUGCAGUAGAUUAGAAAGAUGUGAAAUUCAGGCCAGAGCCACUUUGGUUUUGUCCACUGGCAGAAAAGGAAGCGGCUAAUGUCUCAUAUUCCUUGAAGUUAAAGAAAAUGCUACUACUAUGUGUACCAGUUCUCGUCACUGUAUUUUUGAAAUGUGAAACAGCUCUUUGUGUUAAUAGUGUGUGCUGUCUUUGAAAGUCUGCUUGAACAGGCAUCACUUGCAUUUGUGCUGAUUGCUUUAAGAUUGUAAGAUGUGCUACAUCAUUUUUAAGAAAGAAGAUAGUUAUUGAUCAAAAUUUAAUUUUAACCUACUACAGGAAAACAUGAGAAAAUCCACAACAUGCUAAUGACAAUUCUGAAUGACCCUACCAUGCUCUUUAUAUUCCAAAAUCUCCUCUGAUACUAUGUUCUGACCAUCUUAACAGUUUCAGUAUAUUACUAGUUAUCUUUUAGGUUAUUCCUUAAACAUUUAAAUCUAACCAAAUCAAACAAAACAUAACAUAACCAACCAGCCAACCAAAAGUUGACCUCCCCUGAGACUAUAUAGUUGCACCAUAAAUCUAAAAUUCAAAAGUCUAAAUUUGAUUUAAUUUACCUGCCAAUAAUAUGUCUCAUAAAUGCCACACUACAUUUUGGCCUUGGUCCGUAUAGCAAUAUCAGGAACCCUGGAGUGAGCUGUCUCUGGGUCUCAGAUAAAAUGGGCAUAAAGUGUUCUUUUUUCAGGAGCCUCAGCAAGGAAGAAAACCUCUUGUGAAUUCGCAAGCUCAAAGUUGACAAUUUGUAUAUUUCUACCAAACAUUUUCUAGUGUUGUUUUGAUUUCUAUACUGUAUCAUUUUUCUGGGAGUUUUCCCAUAGAUAACUAGAAUAUUCAACAAUUUGCAUAGCAUUAAACAGUGUGAGAACAUGACCCUGUACUUUGAACUUUAUUCUUCUAGACCGCCUAUUUCAGGAAGUGCCAGAAUACAACAAGAUAAAAAUCCCAAUAGGAGCAUUUUUAAACAAAAAUCCCUGGAUAAGAUUUGAGCUAUUUUAAAUUCAGAUCAAAAUCUUGAACUCUGUAUCCAUGAUGACAAAUAUUUGGAUAAAAACUAGAAAAUAUAGUUAAAAAUGCAGACAUUCUAAAGUUUCUAGAUUUUUAGUUUGUGUAGAUAUCUUCAAACUCACUCACUCUUUGCAUGAUAGGGUUUGAUUGUGAUGGUUGAUUUUUAUCAGCACCAAGUUGCACUACUGAGCGCAUUGCACUAUUGAGUCUGAGCAAAUGCUGGUGGGCAGGUGAGUCUUCAUUUCCAGUAAUGAAUCAUUAUUUGUACAUAACACAUACCCAUGCCCCAGAUGGCCCUUUCCCUUACCUUUUCCCCUGGGAUUAGUGUUAAGAAAUAGUAAUACUUAUGGUUCAUUUAAAAAAUCUCAGACAUUACCCUGAGUCAGAAUUUCAGGAGGGGAAAAAAAAAAAAAAAGAUGACAGCUUGGAUGAUUUAAAAUUGGAUGUUGUAAAACUAUUUUUGGAUGUUUUAACUGCCUUACUUAUAAUGUUAACGCUACUGUAGAGAGAUGCCAAAUCUAUAAUAUUAGAAGAGAAAAUUCAUUUUGCUGUGCCUGCAAUUGUUUAUAUUUUUUAAAUCUCCAGUUUUGAAAAGUGUUUUAAAUUCAAAAAUCUAGCUAAAACUGGAUAUAGUCUCACUUGAGUGAGGAAAAAAGAAGAAAAUCUCCCCGGCAUAUUUUCCAGUCUAAAACUUUUGGUUACUUUCAAGUAUUUUUUUUCCCUGCAACAUAAAUCAUUCAGGAAGCACCUUCUAUAGUCGUUUCAAGCAGUAGUUAGAAAUGCUUUGGUAGGCUCUAAGCCAAGGUUUUCCCAUACAGUUAAUGCCAUGCGCUGGAAUAUAUUAUAUUAUCUCUGUCAAAAUGUGAAUAAUAAAACAUUAAUAGAGGGAU
Molecule: messenger RNA, 10501 nt
Organism: Microcebus murinus (gray mouse lemur)
Lineage: Eukaryota; Metazoa; Chordata; Mammalia; Primates; Cheirogaleidae
Source: RefSeq, a predicted model, not a curated record